This is a messenger RNA of Polyodon spathula (Mississippi paddlefish), 2274 nucleotides long. Its product is annotated as UDP-N-acetylglucosamine transferase subunit ALG13 homolog. The record is from RefSeq and is a predicted model, not a curated record. Gene Ontology annotation, molecular function: hexosyltransferase activity. The transcript is spliced from 5 exons. Gene Ontology annotation, biological process: dolichol-linked oligosaccharide biosynthetic process. NCBI's taxonomy places the organism in Eukaryota, Metazoa, Chordata, Actinopteri, Acipenseriformes, Polyodontidae. The coding region runs from base 1021 to 1596 and encodes 191 amino acids.
AGCGGUGUCCUUGAAACAGCUGUCCAGUGGGUUAGAGGUCAAUUCUGAAUCCCAGAAACAUGAACACAUGCCCUCUUCAUCUACCAUCCCCUGUCUCACUCCCCCUCCCCCCUCCCCCCUCUCCAAUGAGCAGACAAGGGAAUGGUGCGGAGUGUGUCAGAGAAACAUGAAUUGAACUCUGCACUGAGCCUUCAGAACAAAAAGGGUUUAGUUCUCCGACUGAGAGGUGAUCUGGCCUAAAGGGAUCCUGCAGAGUGGCAGACUGAGUGCACAAGAAGAGAGGUGGUGGUGGUGGUGGUGGGGAGGGUAAUACACACACUCUGGCUGCACACGCUGUUUUGUUUUAGUUCUGGGAUGUAAUCAACAGAGGGUGCAGUAGAGGUACUGGGCAGUGAACAGUUAAUCCAAUGAAAGCACUGUUGGGUAGCAGCAGAUGCCCUAGUACCAGGGAACAGCUGGUCUUCAUGCCAAACGGAUCUUGUCGGUUCCCUCUGUUUCGUGUAGGCGGAAAGAUGAGUGAUGAAAUGAACUCUCAGUCCCUCGAUCCCCUUUUAAGCGCCACUAACAGCACACCUAAUGGUAACGACCAGCCAGGUUUCCAUGGAGACCGGUGGAAAAGAUGUGCAAGGCAAAGCGCAUCUGCAGGACAUGCCAGUAUUGCAUCAGCAUUCUCAGAGUACCUUAUCUGGAGGGAUUCGAGGAUCUGUCAGUCUAGCUUUGUAUUGACCCGUGCUCUACAGACGCAGCGCUGGAUUACACACACACGUUUGUUCUAUAUAUCCCUGCAUGUCUGCAGACUGGCUGGCUGUCGGUAUGCAUCAUACUCUUCAAAACUGAGCACGCAUGCUGCUGCAUUGCAUAGUGCUGGGAGUCAGAACUCCGGGAAACCAACCAGUUGGCCUGUAGCUUCCGGACACGUCACGGUGUGAGUCGACAGCCUUCACCUUUAACUCGUUACAAAUAGACAGCUUUAAGAUUAUAAUAUAUAUAAAUAUAUAAUCCCGUAUUAUUAAAACCGUCAUGAAGUCCGUGUUUGUCACGGUGGGGACAACAAGCUUCGAUGAAUUAAUAUCUUGUGUAACAUCAGAGGACGUCAUCCAGGCGCUUCGGGAGCUUGGCUAUGGCAGGCUGGUUCUGCAGAUCGGACGCGGCGCUGUCCAACCCGUUCCGUACAGCUCGGCUCAGUUUACCCUCGAGGUGUUCCGAUACAAGGAUUCCAUAACAGAAGAGAUCCGAACCGCCAACCUCGUCAUCAGCCAUGCCGGUGCGGGGAGCUGCCUGGAGACCCUGGGAGCCGGGACUCCUCUUCUGGUUGUUGUAAAUGAUCAGCUGAUGAACAAUCAUCAGUUAGAGCUGGCCAGACAGCUGCACCAGGACGGGCAUCUCUACUACUGCACCUGCAGCAAAUCUUUUCUGUGGUGUCCACACCUUAACACCAUCCCCAAUGAGAUAAGAAGAGGCAGGGGUGUUGACACAGCAGGAAGAGCUGUUGUUAUUUGCAAGAUAGAUUUCCAUCAGCAGAGGCUGGAGCUGCGAAAGCAGGCCUGGGAGGACACUCUCGGACACUUUGAAGACGAUGGAUCUCUCCGCACUUAACCCUUUCCUGCCCGGCCAAACGGAGAAGUUUGCCGCAUUCCUGGACAAAGCAGUUGGGCUGCAGUGAACAAAGUCCCUUAAUGUUUUAUUUUAAAGACAGACGUCAUGGUGAAAGCUGUGCGCUGUACACUAAAGGGUCUGUGUUUGUUUGGGUUUUUUCUCAGCAAGGGUUAUAUUUCGAGGGUUUCCAACAUGCUAAGGUGAACCCGCUCUCACGCCCCUCAUCCCUUAUGUUUUGUCUAAUAUUUUACAGUGAAUUUGAAACUGAUCAUAAAUUCUGAGGUCAAUCAAAGGCAUUAGCCUCAACCUUGACCUGACUUUGUUUCUUCUAAGCUUUCCCUUGGCAUGAGCGUUUUGAAGUUCUGAUUGAAGGAUAUUGAUCGAUGUGCUGUGGGCAGCUGGCCCAGCUGUACUGGUUUGACUGGAAAUGCCUGUUUUCCACACCGGACUGUCAUGUGUUUCAGCUUUAACUUGUUAAAGAAACCAUUAAUAAACAGUAAAGAUCUCUGGGUAACCAUGUAGUUGCUAGUUGCCUGUAUUGUAUUUUGGGGUAUGCUGAAUUGCAUUGUACAGCCUUACUUACAGACCACCAAUUUAAAACCAGUAAGAACAUAAGAAAGUUUACAAACGAGAGGAGGCCAUUCGGCCCAUCUUGCUCGUUUGGUUGUCAGUAGCUUA